UUAAAAACACAAACUUAUGUGGACGAUAUCCUGUCGGGAAGCCACAGCUUACCCCAAGCAUGUGAAUCACUAUCUCAAGUGAUCCAAGCCCUCAACUCCGCAGGGUUCCCCUUAAAAAAGAUAACGGCCAACCACCCCGAAAUAUUAAAAAAUAUAAAUAAAGAUCACAUAUUAGACACAAACUUCCUCAUCUUUGAAAAAGAAAGUACCACCAAAACUCUGGGAAUACGAUGGAAUGCGAUAUCAGAUCAAUUCUCAUACACUCUUGAGUCAAUAUCUGCAAUAUCCGCAAAAACCAAAAGGCAAAUCCUGUCGUCUGUGGCAAAACUUUUUGACCCCGCAGGAUGGCUUGCACCAAUUAUGAUCCAAGCAAAGAUACUCAUUCAAGAAUUGUGGCUAGACGGAACAGAUUGGGACGAACAAGUUAAACCACUACGCUUGAUAAAAUGGUCCCAAUUUGCCAACAAUCUGAACACUAUUUCGGAAAUACAAAUCCCUCGAUGGGUAAACUACUCUCCCGAACAUCAAGUCGAACUUCACGGCUUCUGCGACGCCUCUGAAAAGGCAUACUGCGCUACUAUAUACGUGCGCACACAACAAGAUAGCAAAACAACAAGCCACUUGCUAGUCGCAAAAGGCAAAGUGGCUCCGCUAAAGACCGUAAGCCUACCACGACUUGAGCUAUGCGGGGCGCUCCUCCUUGCAAAACUAGCCUCCACCGUUCAAACCCACUUAAGCCUGAACAAUCGCAAAUUACAUCUAUGGACUGACUCUGGAAUAGUUUUAGCUUGGUUAGAAAAACCACCCCAUAUGUGGAAGACAUAUGUGUCAAACCGCACAGCCCAAAUAAUUGACUUAGUUGGGCCAGCAACUUGGCGACAUGUAGCCAGUGCUGACAACCCAGCCGAUCUUGGCACAAGAGGUUGCAAACCCCUGCAUCUCGCCACCACCUCACUCUGGUGGAACGGCCCCAGCUGGCUAACAGAAUCACAAGAAUUCUGGCCACAAUCCCCGAUACGCAACAUAAUACCCCCCGAAAGUCGAAAAAUUGAAAGCUUUCAUGCCGUAUUGAAUGAUACUGACAUACUGGAGCGAUUUUCAUCGUUCCCCCGAGCCCUCAGAGUAAUAGCUUAUAUGUUUCAGUUCAUAACUCGCCUCAAAAAUAAAGUAAAAGGAGCGCCUAACCCCCCGCAUCAUGCACUAACACACCAAGAUCUGCAACGGGCUAAAAUGACUCUGAUUAUGUCUACUCAGACCCGCUAUUAUGACCGGGAAAUAGCACUUUUGAUGGUAUCAAAGCCAAUAGAUAAAAAGAGCCCACUCUUAGCUCUUAAUCCCUUCCUAGACUCGAAGGGACUGCUACGCGCCAAUGGACGUCUGGCAAACUCCAGUUUGAGUUAUAACGAGCGGCACCCAAUAAUAAUACCCGAAAAAUCCCCAUUCGCCACACUGUACAUAAAUUAUU
Messenger RNA from Rhagoletis pomonella (apple maggot), 1465 nucleotides. RefSeq lists its product as uncharacterized. Lineage: Eukaryota; Metazoa; Arthropoda; Insecta; Diptera; Tephritidae. The record is from RefSeq and is a predicted model, not a curated record.